AUGAGCAAUCACUUCCUUGUAGCCGCAGCCAUCUUUGCUUUUGCAUUCUCACUAGCAUAUGCCUCUGACCCCGCCCCUCUUCAGGACUUUUGUGUUGCCAUUAAUGACCCCAAUUCAGCUGUGUUCGUGAAUGGGAAGUUUUGCAGGAACCCGAAGCUGGCCACAGCCAAUGAUUUCUUCUUUCCAGGGUUGCAAAUUGCUAAAAACACAUCGAAUCCAGUUGGGUCAGCAGUGACUCCAGUAACUGUUGAUCAAAUAGCAGGACUCAACACUCUUGGCAUAUCCGCAGUCCGAAUUGACUUCGGAGUAAAUGGCCUAAACCCACCCCACACGAACCCACGCGGAUCUGAAAUCUUUGUUGUCUUAGAAGGUACCAUCUACGUUGGGUUCGUCACCUCCAAUCCUAACAACACUCUCUUCACUAAGGUCUUGAAUCCUGGUGAUGUUUUUGUGUUCCCAAUUGGUCUCAUUCACUUCCAACUCAAUGUUGGAAAGACUAAUGCAGUAGCUUUGGCCGCCCUGAGCAGCCAAAACCCGGGAGUCAUCACCAUUGCAAACGCGGUCUUUGGAUCGAAACCACCCAUUUCUCCGGAUGUUCUAAUCAAGGCAUUCCGACUGGACAAGAACGUUAUUGACUAUCUUCAAUCCCAGUUCUGGUAUUACAAUUAG
Cornus florida is the source of this 669-nucleotide messenger RNA. Its product is annotated as germin-like protein subfamily 1 member 11. Gene Ontology annotation, molecular function: manganese ion binding. Gene Ontology annotation, cellular component: cell wall. NCBI's taxonomy places the organism in Eukaryota, Viridiplantae, Streptophyta, Magnoliopsida, Cornales, Cornaceae. Bases 1 to 669 code for a protein of 222 amino acids. The record is from RefSeq and is a predicted model, not a curated record. The transcript is spliced from 2 exons.